Molecule: messenger RNA, 1828 nt
Organism: Procambarus clarkii (red swamp crayfish)
Lineage: Eukaryota; Metazoa; Arthropoda; Malacostraca; Decapoda; Cambaridae
Source: RefSeq, a predicted model, not a curated record
AUGGGGACAGUUUCACCAACUUCUCGUCUACAGGUUGGUGUUGAUGAAGAGGUCCGCCAGCUGCUUGACCUCAAGGGCUUGGCCGCCCAGCGUGACCUGGGACUCCUCAAGAGUCAGGUCAAGGCCCUCAAAGGUCAGGUCAAGGCGGCUGAAGACGCUGUCAACACAGCGCCUGCUGGCAAGACCGCUGCUGUCAAAACGGCUGCCGCUGUCAACACGCCUGCCGUCAAUCAACGCCCAGGGACGUCAGACGGGGAGGUGUUGCAUCACCCAGCCAGCGAGGAGGAACGUCCCCAGGGCCCAGGCCAGCCAGACCUCACCCACCACCACCACCACCAGAUGCAGCUGGACAUCCCCUCUGAGGGGAUCCAUGAAUCACUCUUCGAAGAAGCACGUAGAUCUUCACUUCGCGGCGACCAGAAAAACCCCCACGUGCGGUACACUCCACUGGACCUGGCCCUAUACGUGUAUAAGACAGGAGACGAAGAGGGAGUCACACUCGCCAUUCAGGAGCUGAUUGCCGAAGGCUUGAUGACGGCUGACGAGGCCCUGAGCUAUCUUCACGAUAUCAGAGAACACCUAACCUAUCUGACCCAACAGGAGGGCCAAGAUGACAAGGAUCCUCAGAGCGAAUUCAAGGUUCUCGCCAAGAAGAAUGGACCGCCACUCUCCCUGACUGAGAUGAACGUGGGAGAUGCUGAGGGGAUGCUGAAUCCUGAGAUGGACUACGAGGGCAUCCUGGAGAAGCUGAGAGGAGAUGACUACAUCUACACUGAGUACUCACUCGAGGAGGUCAUCUACCAGCUCGCUAAGAUCCUCUUCAAACAGGCAAUGCAUAGAGAGGGAGACAUGGGGUCGGAGAAGGCCCUGCAGGAGGUGGCGGCGCUGCUAGAGAAGGAGGCGGCCAGAGGAGCCAUCACACCCGAAGUAGAGAAGAAGGUUCUCGACGUUAUGGUGUAUUCAUUGGUGGACAGCCUCAGCGAAAAGGAACUUCAAACGGCUCCCGGUUCUUUGAUUGGUGGAUCCAACUUCAAGCUACCCAAUAAUAGCCCAUUUCCCUUAGGAAGCUCGCCCAUGAUUGGCAGAUCAAGUUUCAAACCCACAAGUGAGUUGUUUCAACUCUCAAAGGCAACGACGAAGAGAGAAGCUCCUGAGGAAGAGAAGAAGGAGGAGAAGAAAGACUAGAUAAAUUGGGAAUAAGACGGAAGGAGGAGGAGAAGAGAUUGAUGGAGUAUAAGUAGCGAUACACGAGAAGGAGAGCCGGGCUGGUCUCCUUUAUACUCCUCCCUCCCUCCAUCCAUCCCUCCCUCCUUCCAUAGAUAACUUGAUAUCCUAGACCUGUAUUACGGUACAGGAAUGAUCAAAUCUGUUUAUGUUGUGAUAGAGGACUCGACAUCCCCCAUGUUGUUUGUGGGUCACAGCUCUACAUAUCCUUCAUGUGUCACAACUUUACAUAAUCUUCCUGUGUCACAACUCUACAUAAUCUUCCUGUGUCACAGCUCCACAUAUCCUUCCUGUGUCACAACUCUACAUAAUCUUCCAUGUAUCACAACUCUACAUAUUCUUCCUGUGUCACAACUCUACAUAUCCUCCUUGUGUCCUAUUAUCAAUUACUCCUAUCUCCUUUGGAUCAUUAAAGCCUAUGUAAUUACUGUAUCACCAUUAUGUGUCCUGCAAGUAUUACUAAAACUGUGCUGUGUUCAUGCCACCAGCUCCUGUGUCAUGUAUUACGGUUAACUCUCUGGCUCUCAUUAUUGUCCUUGUAUCAUGUGUCUUCUACACUUGUUUAAGAACUUCUCACUGUGUUAUAUAUAUAUAUAUAUAUAUA